AUGGUCAGGCGCGACAAGCCACAACCUGGAGAAGGCCGCAGGAACAGGCAGCAGGGAUGGGCGGCAAAGCUGACGUGCGGUGAGUCGUCGUCGACGUCGAGCGAGGAAGCAGCAACCAGCGAGCAGAAUGGACAAAGGGAGGCGCUAGGCGUGAACUGUCUGGCGUCUACUCGAGUACCUAGCGUCAAUGUGCGCACGCACACACAGAGAGAGAGAGAGGUCCGCAGUAGUCUGCCAGUGUGCGUGCCUGCUAGUCUGCUGUUAGUCGGGUGCGUCGUCGUCGUCGUCGGUGGUGGUGGUGCAGCCCCGCUUUUUGCCCUCGACUGUGAGGGUGAGCAACCACCGGCUAAUGUCGUUUUACCCGUUCCAAUGGCGCCCUCUUGCGCCGCCAACGGUCCCCCUGCCAGCCGUGUCGUGAUGCCUGCCACGAGCUGCCCCAGAGCCUGGUUGCCGUAG
Molecule: messenger RNA, 456 nt
Organism: Bipolaris victoriae FI3
Lineage: Eukaryota; Fungi; Ascomycota; Dothideomycetes; Pleosporales; Pleosporaceae
Exons: 2
Coding region: 1-456 (151 amino acids)
Source: RefSeq, a predicted model, not a curated record